GGACCUCCCAACGUCACGAGAGCUGGAGCUUGAGAUGCUUCUGCGCCAACGCGACGGGCAGGUCGCAGAGCUCACCGAUGAGGUUACGCAUUUACGACAGUUUCUCGCGAACCAGCCUCCUCCGUCUACCACGGAGCCAACUACUAUUCCACCUUCGUUUAUGUCACUGCUCUUGCCCCACCUCACCCAACGCGGAACGGCCGCCACAUCCGGCUCCGCUUCAGUCACCACUGCGCUCAUCCAGAGAGCCAAGAUACUGCAAGAAGAGAACGAUGAGCUCUACGAGCUACUGAAAACAGGAGAGACUGGGCGACUGAAGGAGGAUGUUCGUUCUCUGAGAAGAGUUGUACAGAAGCUCGAGGGAGCGCUACGAGAGUCGCACCAAGUCAUUGCAUCUCUAUCCGCCGAACUGGAGAAGUCCCAAGACGCGCUCCUCCAGUCUCACGGGCGCCAACUACAUCCAGGGCACCAACCUUCCCCAGCGCCUCGAGGCCAUCAGCUUCCGCCACACUUGUCGAACGGCGCUGCGAAGUUGCCUCCUACUGGGCCCAGAGCGCAUAAAAAGCCACGUCUUUCGGAGUCGCAGAUGUCACCACCAGCGUCGACUGCUCCCUUGCCUCCAAAGCCACACCUGUCCGCGGCAAACGCUACCCAGCCCCGUGGCGGCUCGCGGGACUCUCGUGCUUCCGUUGACCGGAAGCCAGCUGAGGGUAGUGGGAGCAUGGACGUAGACGAGGAUAGCCGAUCCGGACCGCGGUCGCCAUUGCGGGAACGCGACCGUCCGCCCCACAGAGACAGGGACCGUGAGCGCGAGCGCGAUCGUGAUAGGGACAGGGACCGUCCCAGGAACCGGGAUCGUGAGCGCGACAGAGAGCGCGACCGUGGUGACCAUGAUAGGUCGUCUCGACGAAAUGGUGGCGGAGGUGGGGGUGGAGGCCGCCGAGGAGGGGGCAGACGGACAAACGGAACCAACGCCAACACCAACAACAUCGAUUCUUUCGCGAAUGGACGGGACCGAACGUUAGCGGAGCGCAUGGGAUUGUGAACGGACACUCGAUUGGCGUGCCGGAUGGACGCACGCGUUGUGUUGUUUAGUACAUACGGUAUGACUAUUUCUUUGGGAUUCUGCAGCACGUGUAUUCAUAGGUCUAACUUAUGCGUAUCUGGACCGAUUCUUCCACAGUUGUAUCAUAUUGUGUUCACUCUCUAUUGUCUAUCGUCGUAAUGCUUUGCGGAAUCGUAGUGUUGGCCCUCAUUGUAUCUGUUCCCCCACUCCACUCAUGCUGUGUACCGCACAUCUGUUUGCUGACCUAUUUUUCCCUCAUGGCCAUUGUGUAUCUCACUCACGACAUCUGCAUGGUUUUCUUUAGCUUGGAUCUGUUACCCUCGAUAUAUCAUCAACGAAUCAUUCCCCUUCAUCUUUGUAGCUUUGGACAGGUCUGGAUAGCAUAGCCUACACGACAUACGUAGGAUAGACGACGCAAUGGCGCAUGUUGCCCUGACCGCAACACAACAUCGAGCUAUACUGCCCUUGGCAUGCUUCGCUGCGUCAUGUCAGCGGUACGUCUCAGUAUCUGCUAUAACAUGUCGAGCUGAUGUUUCACCAACCUACACGACACCAACUACAGGCCACGCGUCGUUGAACCUCCCUUUACCCUCAACAGAUCCCUUCGUGAUGCCCUUCGAAAGCUCAUCCGAUCAGAUGACUGGGAGAUGCGGAUUGUUGG
Dichomitus squalens LYAD-421 SS1 is the source of this 1727-nucleotide messenger RNA. RefSeq lists its product as uncharacterized. The transcript is spliced from 5 exons. The coding region runs from base 35 to 1045 and encodes 336 amino acids. The record is from RefSeq and is a predicted model, not a curated record. Lineage: Eukaryota; Fungi; Basidiomycota; Agaricomycetes; Polyporales; Polyporaceae. Gene Ontology annotation, cellular component: nucleus. Gene Ontology annotation, biological process: regulation of alternative mRNA splicing, via spliceosome.